Molecule: messenger RNA, 1941 nt
Organism: Ornithorhynchus anatinus (platypus)
Lineage: Eukaryota; Metazoa; Chordata; Mammalia; Monotremata; Ornithorhynchidae
Gene: MANEA
Product: mannosidase endo-alpha
Exons: 6
Coding region: 340-1710 (456 amino acids)
Cellular component (GO): Golgi apparatus
Molecular function (GO): alpha-mannosidase activity
Source: RefSeq, a predicted model, not a curated record
UAGCACCUUUCUCAGAAAACCUGAUUUAUUUGCUCUCGGAGUGAAACCUGAAUCUAGCAGUUUCCAUUUAUAAAAUGUGUUUUACAGUACCAACCACUGACUUUUGCAGUACUGUUGUACGAAUGAAUGAAUUUAUCAUACACUUAUGAUAACACUCCCAAGAGAAAAGCUCAGCGUAAAUAUAAAGUAGUAUUAUCGUGGAGCCAACCUUGGGGAAACACUGACUAGCCAGAGUAUGUCUGGCUUAUAGCACUUCUACACCAGGCCAGGACCUUUUUCCUAAAUGAACUGUUCAUUGCAGCUGAGUACUGGCCACUUUGGCCUCUGAACUAUGACGUCAUGGCCAGGUUUCGCAGAAGAACAUGCAUCAUUUUGUUCCUCUUCAUCCUGGUUAUUUGCUCCCUGAUGAUGGGUUUGAAAACCCUGAGACCUGAUAGAGCAGUUUUUGGGGACCCAUUUGGACUCGGCCUUCUCCCAGAGGUCCAUCAACGAACGACCCACCUCGAGAAGAAGCCAGAGGCGGUGAUAAGGGCCCGGGAGGAUGGUGUGACAAAUGCGAAGACAAUAGAGAUCACUGCAGUCAGUAGCGUGAAAGCAUCUCUGCCCACUGAAGCAAAGAUGGCAGACCUUCCCCCUCCCAAUUAUAAUUUCCACGUAUUUUACUACAGCUGGUUUGGAAAUCCCCAGUUUGAUGGGAAAUACAUUCACUGGAACCACCAAAUCUUACCCCACUGGGAUGCCAAAAUUGCCAGCAAUUAUCCAAAGGGAAGGCACACUCCUCCAGAUGACAUCGCAUCCAGCUUUUACCCUGAACUGGGACCCUACAGCUCUAGGGACCCUUCAGUCAUAGAGACCCACAUGAGGCAAAUGCGCUCCGCAUCAAUUGGUGUCAUUGCGCUGUCCUGGUAUCCACCUGGUUUGGCUGAUGAUAAUGGGGAACCUUCUGAUGACUUGGUGCCUCUCAUUUUGGAUAAAGCUCAUAAAUUUCACCUAAAGGUUGCCUUCCACAUUGAACCAUACAAGAACCAGGAUGAUCACAGCAUGCACAACAACGUCAAGUACAUUAUAGACAAAUAUGGAAGCCACCCAGCCUUUUACAGGCAGAAGACCAACUCGGGCAGAACACUCCCUCUGUUCUACAUUUAUGACUCCUACAUCACGGCCCCCGAGAUGUGGGCCAACGUCCUCACUGCGGCGGGGCCCCUGACGGUCCGCAACUCUCCCUACGAUGGACUGUUCAUCGCCCUCCUGGUGGAAGAAAGGCAUAAGCACGAAAUCCAGCAGGGCGGCUUCGACGGGAUCUACACCUACUUCGCCACCAACGGCUUCUCCUAUGGUUCAUCGCAUCACAACUGGGCCAGCCUGAAAGCCUUCUGCGACAGCAACAGCUUAAUGUUCAUCCCCAGCGUAGGGCCGGGCUACCUGGACACAAGUAUUCGCCCGUGGAACAACCACAAUACCCGGAACCGGGUCAACGGCAAGUACUACGAGGCGGCCCUGAGCGCGGCCCUCCUGGUGCGGCCUCAAGUCAUCUCCAUCACCUCAUUUAACGAGUGGCACGAGGGGACGCAGAUUGAGAAGGCCAUCCCCAAGAGGAUAGGGCGGCUGGUCUACCAAGACUAUCAGCCCCACAAACCAAACGUCUAUCUGGAACUCACUCGCAAAUGGUCAGAGAAAUACACCAAAGAAAAGGAACAGUGGUUGGUGUGAGAGGGAACCGCUGGAGACCCUUGGACCUAUUUGGCCCGUGUUGGCUAGCCAAGAAUGAAACCAAGUCACAUGUCAAGGUAAUCGAGUCACCAGAUGGGGAUACCUUCGGAUUUAGGAAGCAAUAUUACUCUACAAUGGAAUGGAUUUUGACUCUCGCGUAAAAGGGGGAAACAGCAAUAAUGUCAUUGCCAACCCCUUGGAGAUUGAAUUUGGGAAGUACCUGAGAGAGGU